AUGUCGCUACAGAGCUGGCUACCCUUCUCGAUUGACACGACGUGCCCCAUAGCAGUCCCGAGCAAAGCUCCUCUGGAAGAAGCUUGGCCUGUUUCCAAUGUUACCGACACUCUGACAAGCUCCCGCUAUAUCGAAACGCUCUUCCUGCCAGAGACUCUCUCUCCUUUGAGUCAGCUCGCGGAUGAUCUAGCUCCUAUCGGUCCCAACCGGAUCAGUGAGAUCGCGACCCUGCUGCUCUCACUCGCGGACAUCGAGCACCGCCAUCGCAAGGUCUUUGCGCCACUCAUCGGCGUUCUGACCAGCGCGCAUACGAAAGAUGUCCGGGAGGCAAAGCUGCAAGAGGCGACGGUGGGAAUGAAAUCGCACGAGUCGCUGGUGUUGACCGCGGCGGUGGGGUUGAGGCAGGGGUGCAGACAGGUCGUCGAAGGGGAUGGGAUCGUCAAUCCGCGGAAGCUGGUGGAAGAGCUGGAGCGUAGAGAAACUCUGAUUCAGAUCAUUCUCUUGUUCUUUUACCUCCCACAUGCCCCUCCGCCACCCAAGAAGCGCAAACGGCGGCGGGAUGAAGAACCGACGAUAUCGCCCGAGGCGCAGCCAAAGGAAGCGCUGGAGCUCCUCUUUGACAGACUGGGGGUCUGGCAGGCGGUAGCCGAGCUCAGCGUGUCGACAGGCGAAGUGGGCGAGAUGCUCAAUGGAUUCUGGAACGGAGUCAUCCGCAAACAUUUUCUCCCUACCCAGUCAGAGCUUUGCCGAUCGUUCCACCUCAAAGUCUUUGGCGGGCCAUACGACGAGCCGUCGACCAAGAAGCCGCGCAAGCCCAAGCUCACGCGUGCCCGUCCUUCCUCGGACGCACCCUUGCCCACUCGCCGACCAUCCGGAUCCAUCCCGCCGGAAGAGAACGAGCUGAUGCGCCACUCCAUCUCGCGCACGUCCAACAGCGAGCGUCCACGCUCUCGGUCCGCUUCGAUCGAUCCCCUCGUCCGUACGGAAAGUACCGGGGCGAAAAAGACGCUCAUGCGUGCGCCGAGCGGGAACAGCAUGUUCAAAGGGAGGGAGGUGGGAUUGAUGCGGAGGACGGCGUCGGCGAUACUCAGAAAGGAAAAGGCAGAGUUGCCGCCCCCGCCCGCGCCGAGUCUAGCAAGGAGCGGUCUCCUCGGCCGAAAGAUCAGCGACAAGUCCAAACCGGCAGAAGAGGACAACAACACGCUCGUCUUGGCCACCCCAGCCAAGCCAAAGGGCAUGUUUGCCAAGUAUCAGCCGACGCCGAUACAAGAGGAGACGCCUCGGCCCAGCUGGAUCGGCGAGACGCCACAUGCGAGCCGGACAUCGCACAUUUCGGAUACACCGGCGUCUCGGGUGGCAGCAACGCCAGCAUCUCGCGUCGCGGACGCGCCUGCCACAUUUGCUGCCCGAGGCGUACCGGUCGAGGAUGGCAUCAUGGAAGACUGGGAGAAUGAGAGCGAUGAUCCGCUGGCGGAGCUGAUGGUGAUGACGGAUGAGGAGGACGAGGAUGACAGGGGUGGACGCGUGACGGAUACUCCAGCUCGAUAG
Messenger RNA from Dioszegia hungarica, 1548 nucleotides. RefSeq lists its product as uncharacterized. Lineage: Eukaryota; Fungi; Basidiomycota; Tremellomycetes; Tremellales; Bulleribasidiaceae. The coding region runs from base 1 to 1548 and encodes 515 amino acids. The record is from RefSeq and is a predicted model, not a curated record. The transcript is spliced from 4 exons.